AAAAAACAAGGGAGGUCACUAUUAUAAUCUGAAAAAAUGGCGAAGUUCUUCAGUCAGACCGAUAUAGAUCUGUUCAAGGAGUGUUUCUUCUUCAUUGCAAAGAGAGGCUAUACGCAAGAUGAACACCAAAUGGGACAGAUUAUGAGGUCUCUAUCGUACAGCCCGACAGAGGAAGAAAUAAAAAAGUAUUUCCAAAAAUAUGUGAAAGAUGACAGGAUUGAUUUUGCGUCUUUCCUGGAGGUGAUGCAUGAACAUAACAUGAAGGAAAAGGCAGUGAAAGAGAUCAUCCUGGCAUUUAAAGCCCAUGACACUGAAGGUCGGGGUUACGUCCAAACAAACGAGGUCAAGAACAUCCUUGCCAAUCUCGGAGAACAGCUGACAAAGCGAGAAGUGGAUGCACUGUUUCGCGAUGGCGGUGUGAAUGGAUCCCAGCUACGAUACCAAGACUUCAUCAACAAUAUUUCACAACCUGUCCCUGACUAUUAAAUAGUCCCUGGCUAUUAACUCAUGAACAUUGUUUAUCAUUCUGUUCUCUUUCAAUACAAAGUUAUGCAUUGGAAUUUUAAUAUUUAGAAAGACUUUGUUAGCAAUGUUACGUAAUCUGUUCAAUCUGUUCCCAAAAAUUGACUGGUUAUAAUUCUUUUAUAUCCUGACUUAAGAUACCUAACGAUAGAUUGGACUUCAAAUUCCAGAAAGUCUGUAUAAACAGUGUAAUGCAUUUUUUUUCUAGACUAUUUACUCUUUUACAUGAUCAUGAUUUCAUAUUCUUCAAAAAUGUCAUUAGUAUCACAUUAGGUAAAAUUGUUAACAGAUGAGAUAUUUAAUUUAAAAAAAUGUUUGAAGUAAUGAAGGAGUAUCCCUCUGUAUGAAAUACAAUUGAUACCUUAUCGAGGUAGACUAUGUUUAAUCAGCAAAGAACUCUAUAUAUCUUAUUUUGCAAGUUUUUCACCAUGCACUGUUUCUUUUUUUUACUGCUAGAAUAUAUGAUUCAGUUUUGCUAUUUGCCUUUUUGACUGCUAUGCACUUUUGUUGCUGUUAAAUAUCGUAAAUUAAAUUGACAGUAAAAAUAUGAUACUUAAAGAUGCACUCUUACUCCCAGAUAAGAUUUACCACAAUUAAAAAUAUUGUUUAAAAAUUCAAAAAAGUAUGAAUAAAUGUCAAAAACAAUAGUUCUAAUGAAGGAUACCGAGUAUAAUUGGAUAGAAAUGUGCAUAAAGCACAGUAUUUAUACCUUAUGAGACUAUAGCAGACUACAGUAAAUCUUUUAGCAUUCACCAAUCAUUUAAUAUUAUUGCGCUUUCUGCUAUUGCAUAUAAGGUUACAAUCGUGUUAUAAGUAAUUAAUAAUUUUUAUAAAUGCAUUAUUUAGUAAGAAGUUAAAGGUUUAUCAGUCAAAAUUUAUAUUUGUUAUACAUGUGUAUGUACUGAUUUUGAAUAAGAGUGUCACUUUAAUGUAUAAUAUAUUUGUUCUUUACAUGUAAGACUUUUUGCUCUGGUUGUGAUUUCUAAUGAAUAGCACUCCAUCUGAUGACACACAUUCCAAAAUCUUUAAUGCAUAUCUUAUAUAUUGUUCCUUUAUUUACAUUAUGAUAUAGAUAGUAAAUGUUUUGUGAAGAAAGUGUUUUGUGAAUUUAAUUGAUAUCUUUGAUGUGUUUUGUAAUUUUUAUUUAUGCACUACUAAUUUUGUAAUAAACAAUUUUAUAGUA
This is a messenger RNA of Mya arenaria, 1705 nucleotides long. Its product is annotated as calmodulin-like protein 4. The record is from RefSeq and is a predicted model, not a curated record. Lineage: Eukaryota; Metazoa; Mollusca; Bivalvia; Myida; Myidae. Bases 37 to 486 code for a protein of 149 amino acids. Gene Ontology annotation, molecular function: calcium ion binding. Gene Ontology annotation, cellular component: myosin II complex. The transcript has 6 exons.